This is a messenger RNA of Haliotis rubra (blacklip abalone), 1881 nucleotides long. RefSeq lists its product as uncharacterized. The transcript has 3 exons. NCBI's taxonomy places the organism in Eukaryota, Metazoa, Mollusca, Gastropoda, Lepetellida, Haliotidae. Gene Ontology annotation, molecular function: tumor necrosis factor receptor binding. Gene Ontology annotation, biological process: immune response. The record is from RefSeq and is a predicted model, not a curated record. Bases 94 to 951 code for a protein of 285 amino acids. Gene Ontology annotation, cellular component: membrane.
ACUCAUUGCGUGGUUUUAAUUUGGAGCUGUAAGCAGUAAUAUAUACCAACUUCGGAGUGUCAAUCUACAUAGUCUACUGAUAAGGAGGCAGUCAUGUCGGACACCGCUUCGUCCGUCAACCCUGACGCCGCCGAGAACGGCGUCGGGACAGCCAGCCAUCGUUGUUCUUGUGGGAGCACAUGUGCGGCGCUAGCACUGACAGUGUCUGUGUGUGUUAAUGUUAUAUUUGCGGUGUUGAUUUUCCUUGGCAGUGCCACAGAACAAGACACACGGGCUAUUACCUCAGCACAGACCACUGACCAGGCUAUUGAUGGGUCAACUGUGUGUUCAGAUUGUCGCAACUUCAAACUACCAACUGACCAGCUGCAACUGAACACACAUAUCCAGGUCGUUCAAACGAAAAAUGGCAACGUGUGCUGUCUUCGUCAGGCAGAAGGGCUUUGGAGGCUGUUAAAUCUGAUGAAUGUAAAGUCGCUGAUGCAGCAGAAAAAGUCAGUUGGACGGCGGACCAUGCCUCCCUCAUCAGCUCAUCUGUAUCUUGACACAAGCACAGCUCCAGAUUACACAUGGACUGAUGAAUAUGGAUAUGGAGCUGCCCACGUGACGAGCAAAGUCAAAAUGGCGAAUGGACGAUUACAAGUUACAGAACCCGGCUACUAUAACAUCUACUCCUCCAUAACUCUGAAAACAAGAUCUGAACUUACAACUAACAUCAACGUAAAACAUUCAAUCAGAAGAAUCAACCGGCAGUCUAUUCCCCAUACGGAUGUUAUAUUGUAUAAGAGUGUUGAAAUGUGUCGAACAAGUGAAACAUUUGCUAACAGUUACCUCGAUGGCGUGGUGAAACUUAAUGCAAAAGAUGAAAUAUAUGUCUAUGUUUCGAAUACAAGUGCUAUUUAUAAAUACCCGCAGUCAAACUUCAUCGGGUUACAUUUAGUGAGAAGCAUAUGAUAAGAAGCACGUUAAUAGAUAUGUUUUAUCGUAUGUACGCGCACAUUUAAUACAUUAUGUCACUGCCUAGUUUUACACCUCCGGCCGAAGGCCCGGGUUCUGGUACAAUGUGUGAAACCCAUUUCUGGUGUCCCCCGUCGUAAUAUUGCUGGAAUAUUGCUAAAAGCGGCGUGAAAGCCACUCACUCACUCACUCACUCACUCACAUACUCACUCACUCACUCACUCACCCUUGACGAUGUUUCCCUUUUUAACGUGUUCUAUCGUCGUGCGAAAACAUGACGGGAUUAAUGAAACGGACAGUUUAAACAGGUUUUUUCAGUGCAGUCAUGUGGAAAUUCAUCCUGAAUCGCGGACCUGCAUAUUGUCAGAUUUUCUCAAAUAUAGAUCAGUUACUUUUCCAUGCAAGUUACUGGAUGUUCUCAGUGAUAUGGAUAGUGAGGAAAAAUAGGAAUUUAAAGUUUCUCGAGAAUUAUUAUGUUAAUUGUCACUCUUCUAUUUAUAUUUGCAAACAUUUCAACGGUAUGGUAAAUUUAAGCUAAAAUUCGCAUUUCGAUAUAUAUGGCCUCAAAUUAUAGACUAUCAAUGGUUAGAAAUUCUUCAUUGAAGUUCCGAUUUCAAUUUUACUGAGUCUUGGAGCAUGCUGAGGUUGUAUUCGGCAGACAGAUAAGUACAGCAGCAUGCGGCGUGUAACAGAUGUCCACAACAUAACGAGUCAUAUCCCGAACACAAAGAACACAUCAUUGUUAGUUAUACCCAGCAGGCUCAUGUGUUCUCAAUACCAGCAGUAUUAUUGAUCUGAAAGCUUUAACUUAUACAUAAAUAAAACAUGUUGAUGGCAACACGGUUUUACAGUACCUUGUUGGUCUUAUUGUAAAUUAACGAAAAGCGUAAUAUUACUUGUUACAUAUUCAAUAAAUAUAUCUUUGAA